Melanaphis sacchari is the source of this 1182-nucleotide messenger RNA. Its product is annotated as piggyBac transposable element-derived protein 3-like. The record is from RefSeq and is a predicted model, not a curated record. Bases 1 to 1182 code for a protein of 393 amino acids. NCBI's taxonomy places the organism in Eukaryota, Metazoa, Arthropoda, Insecta, Hemiptera, Aphididae. The transcript has 2 exons.
AUGAGUGCAUGUAAAAAAGAUCAAGAUAUCGAAGAAUGGUUAUUAAUGGAUGUUCCGGAUGAUCCAGAAUCUGAGGACGAAUACGAUAUAGAUGAUGGCGAUACCGAUGAGCAAGCUCAACAAGAGGUAAUUGAACUUGGUAAUUUUUUUUUGCAAAAUGAAUGUGAAACCGUUGAAAAUAACAAAGAACCAUUAAUUACUGAUAAUUCGGGUGUAAUUAUUUUUGAUUUUCCGGAAUUUGACUUUUGCCAUCAAACCGAAGACGCAAGUCUAAACAUCACUAAUACACCAAGCUCUUCUAGAACUUUGAGACCAAGAGUAUCAAAUUCAACUAAUUUGUCCAAUACACCUAUUUCUGAUCAUGUUGCACCUGAUAAUACACAAACACUAGAACAUAUCGAUAAUAACACUUUAGAACUUGCUGCUAAUACCACUCCAGAUCCUGUUAGGCAAUGGCGUAAAAAAAAUGAAAUUACAGCACUUUUACCAGAUUUUGAAAAAAAUUUAGGUUACAAUCAAGUGAUGUUUGGUGAUUAUUUAAAUGUGCCAGCUAUUUCUGAAGUUAUGACGAGAGAUCGAUUUGUAGAAAUACUAUCUAAUAUUCACGUCAAUAAUAAUGACAAUAUUUCUAAUAACAAUAAAGACAAAUUGUUCAAAUUACGUCCUAUGAUAGAUAGUUUGAAUCAAAUUUUUUUGGAGUCUUCAUCUGGAACUCGUGAACUUAGUGUUGAUGAGUCUAUGAUUAAAUUCAAGGGUCGCAGUACGUUAAAACAAUAUAACCCAAUGAAACCCAUAAAAAGGGGUUACAAAUUGUGGUGUAUUGCAGACCAAAAUGGAUAUAUUAUGAAAUUUUCGGUGUACCAAGGAAAAAAUGAAACGUUAGAAAAGCAGUUCGAGAACACUAAUUUGGGAGAAAGAAUUGUAUUGCAGUUAACAAAACCAUUUUGGAAUGAAACUAGACUUAUAUUUUUCGAUAACUAUUUUACAACUAUUCCACUCCUAGAAAAGUUAAGAACGCAACAAACAUUAGCUUGUGGUACAAUUCGACAAAAUCGUAAAGGGAUGCCACAAAAUUUCAAAAAAGAUUCUGAAAUACAUAGAGGAGAAUUUGACUACCGAUUUUCUACUUCAGGUAUUGGAAUCUUCAAAUGGAAAGAUAACAAAGUGGUACAUAUAGCAUAA